Ichthyophthirius multifiliis is the source of this 1673-nucleotide messenger RNA. RefSeq lists its product as hypothetical. The transcript has a single exon. The record is from RefSeq and is a predicted model, not a curated record. NCBI's taxonomy places the organism in Eukaryota, Ciliophora, Oligohymenophorea, Hymenostomatida. Gene Ontology annotation, molecular function: amine-lyase activity; glutaminase activity. Gene Ontology annotation, biological process: amino acid metabolic process; pyridoxal 5'-phosphate biosynthetic process; pyridoxine biosynthetic process.
AUGGCAACUCUAAAUAUAGGUGUACUUUCUCUUUAAGGUGCUUUCAUAGAGCAUUGCGAGAUUUUAUAAAAAAUAUCAAAUACAAUAAAUGUGAUAGAUGUACGCCAUCCUCAUGAGUUGAAAAAUUUAGACGCCUUAAUUCUUCCUGGAGGAGAAUCUACAACAUAAGGAAUAUUAUUAGAAAAAUACUAAAUGCUCUCAGUCAUAUAAGAAUUUGUAAAAUCAAAGCCAGUUUGGGGCAUAUGUGCAGGUGCUAUAAUGUUAUCAGAGAAGGUUUCUAAUUAACAAGUUAUAGGAAUUUAAGAAAAUGUAAAAUAUUAACCUUUGAUUGGCGGCCUAAAUAUAACAGUAAAUAGAAACUAUUUUGGAAGAUAAACAGACAGUGCAAUUAGAAGACUUGAAUUAACUUAAAAAGCAAAAAAUUUUGGUCUUUCAGAAGUAUCCCAUUUUAUAAGAGCUCCUGCUAUUUUGAAAAUUGACAAUAGUAAAGUAGACGUUUUAGCUACUACUAAAGUUGAAGGAGAAAAUUAAGUAAUUGUAGCAGUUUAAUAAUUUAAUAUGCUUGCAACUGUUUUCCAUCCUGAAAUAACAAAUGAAGACUAUUCUUGGCAUUCAUAUUUUUUGAAUAUAGUAAGAGCAAACUUCUGUACAAUAUAAAGACCCUUACAUUUAGAACAUUAUUACGGAAUCAAUGAUUCUAAUACUAUCAUUAAAAGCAGCUUGUCUGUAAAAGUUGGCUUUCUUAAAUUCCUUAAAGGUGGAGUAAUUAUGGAUGUUGUAAAUGCAACUUAAGCGAAAAUUGCAGAAGCUGCAGGCGCUUGUGCGGUGAUGGCUUUGGAAAAAAUUCCAGCUGAUAUUAAGGCUGACGGAUCUAUCGCAAGAAUGUCAGAUCCAAGAAUGAUAAAAGAAGUUCUAAAUGCAGUUUCUAUCCCUAUUAUGGCUAAAUCUAGAAUCGGGCAUUUUGGAGAGGCUUAAAUAUUGUAAACUUUAGGUGUUGAUUGUAUAGAUGAAAGUGAAGUUUUAACUGCUGCUGAUUAACAUAAUCAUAUUGAUAAAAGUGUAUUUAAAAUUCCUUUUGUUUGCGGAGCUAAAGAUCUUGGAGAAGCUCUUAGAAGAAUUUCUGAAGGUGCUUCUAUGAUUAGAAUGAAAGGGGAUGCAGGAACUGGUAAUGUUGUAGAAGCUGUAAAACAUACAAGAUCCAUUUUUGGAGAGAUAAGAAGACUUUAAUCUUUAAGAGAUGAUGAAAUUUAUGUCUUCGCAAAAUAACAUUAAGUUAAUUUAGAUUUAGUUAGAGAAGUAAGAAAACUUGGAAGAUUACCUGUUGUUACUUUUGCAGCUGGGGGUAUUGCAACACCUGCUGAUGUAAUUUUGUUGAUGGAAUUAGGAGUUGAUGGAGUCUUUGUUGGAAGUGGUAUAUUUAAAUCUGAUAUCCCUGAAAAAAGAGCUAGGGCUAUAGUAGAAGCCUGUAGCUUUUAUAAAAAUAAAGAAAUUGUAGCAAAGGUUAGCGAAAAUUUAGGAAAACCUAUGGUUGGAAUGUUAAUGAAAGGUGAAGCUUAUGCUUAUGCCAAAUUGUGAUUUAUAUAUUUAUUUAUUUUAUAUUAUUUUAUUUAAUAAUUUGAAUUUUUUAAAUUAAAAUUAUUUAUCUGUUUUAAAUAGAUAUUUAAUAUUUAUAA